GUCCAUUCCCAUUCGGAGCUGCUGUCCCAGCCAGUCUCCAGCAACCACAAGAUGCUAUCCCUAGAGAGCUCCCUGAAACUGGUGUUCCUCAGUAUCCUGCUCUCCGGCUUCCUGCCCAGCCCCGGGCAAGCCUGGUACAAACAGGCGACCGGACCCACCUACUACUCGGUCGGCAGAGCCUCCGGGCUCCUGUCCGGGAUCCGCCGCUCGCCCUACAUCCGCAGAUCAGAGCUCAGCCCCGGGCCAGAGGCGGCAGAAAACAGCGUGGAAUCAGAGCCAGGGAGUCAACACCGGAGCAACACCCUCAUCAAAACCAUGGCCGUCUGUGUCAAGGACAUCUCUCCCAAUCUGCAGAGCUGUGAACUCAUCCAGGAUGGCCUGAGCACUUUCCAGUGUAAAGCUGAUGUAUAUCUGUCGCUGGACUCACAGGAAUGUAUGAACGCCUGAUCCCACUCUCUCUUGCCCUCAACAGAAACCUCUACAAACUGCUCCCGAUCUCAGUGUUUCAUUAUUUCUACCCAUUUUGAACAAUUUAGAAUUGACCCUGAACUUACUGUUAACUCCUAGCUGACAAAUCUGUGUUAAAGUACAUGAAACUAAUUUCUUUGCUGCAGGGCAGUUCCUCAGCGCCUGACCAUUUUUGUUGAUGAUUGAUUACAAUAUUUAAAUAUAUUUCAAUGAGUAUGGAGAACCAUCGUAUAAGUGAGCUGUGCAUUGGUGCAAUUCUGAUGUGUAUGUAACUUAAAUGACUUAUUAAUUAUAUUUCAGCCUUAAAAUGUGUCCCGGCUCCUGUUUGAAUGCAUGGACAGUUGACCAUCCUUUAAAUACUUAUCCCAAUAACCUACAGGAAAACAGUACACGAUGUAAAAAAAAUAAA
Messenger RNA from Hemiscyllium ocellatum (epaulette shark), 877 nucleotides. RefSeq names its product neuropeptide B (gene npb). The record is from RefSeq and is a predicted model, not a curated record. The transcript is spliced from 2 exons. Gene Ontology annotation, molecular function: G protein-coupled receptor binding. Bases 52 to 447 code for a protein of 131 amino acids. Lineage: Eukaryota; Metazoa; Chordata; Chondrichthyes; Orectolobiformes; Hemiscylliidae. Gene Ontology annotation, biological process: G protein-coupled receptor signaling pathway; feeding behavior.